AUGGAUGAUCAAGGUGAAAAUAAACAAGCGCAAAUGGAUAUUCAACAAUCAAAUCAAAUGAUGUUAUUAAUGCAACAGUUAUUGGCUAAACAAGAUUUGUUGCUGGAUGAAAACAAACAAAUUAAACAAGAGAUGGCAACACAACAGAUCACCAUUAACAAUCUUACACAAGCUAUUGAAGCUAUACAAGUAAGCAACGUAUUGUAUCACAACAUAUUGCCAACAAAACCAUCUUUAUCAUUGACAACGGCUACGUUGUCGCAGUCAACAUCACCUGUUAUCAUGAAUAUCGAGUCUAGUCUUAAGGAACAAGCUGCCAAACAAUUACAGUCCAAAAGAAUCAACCAACUUCUUGAUUCUACUCCAUUCACUGGAUCAGCUUCACAAGAAGUCUCAGAUUGGAUUGACGACUUUACUAACAAGUGUGAUCAAGUGCAACUAGACGACGCACAACGUUUAUCAGUAGUUAUUGAUCUUCUCAAGGGCAAUGCCAAAUUAUGGUAUGAUACACACAAGGACACAAUUAAUGAUUGGGUAACAUUAAAAAAUAAAUUAAUGACCUAUUUUCAACUUGUCACUGGUACCGAUCAUUUUCAACUCGAACAAAAGCUUUAUAAUCGUCGACGACAAACCAAUGAAUUGGCAAUUGAUUAUUGUCAUAAUGUUCUUAAACUUUGCUCAAAGGUUAAUAAAUACAUGGAUGAUGAAACUCGACUCAGACAUCUUACUAAAGGACUAAAUGCAGCAGCUCAAAUACAUAUGGAUUUAAAAAGCCCUGCCACUGCUGAAGAAUUUCUUCAAGCUCUCAUUAAGUAUGACAAAUGGCAAGAAGAAGGAAAAAUUCAGGUGAGAGCUACCACAUCUUUUGAUAAUCGUAGAAAUAUAGCAAUAAGAACAACGCAACAGUCUCUCAUGCAACAAGAACCAUAUUCUCCGAUUUCACAACACCAACAAUACAACAAUUCAUCACAACAGCAAUACAACAACGCGUCACAACAACAACAACAACAUCAUUACACAACACAUGGUUCACAUCAACCUCAACAUAACAGCGAGAAAAGCUAUGGUGGAUGUUGGUCAUGCGGUGGUAUGGACCAUUAUCAAUAUAAUUGUUCAAAAAACUACUAG
This is a messenger RNA of Rotaria sp. Silwood1, 1128 nucleotides long. NCBI's taxonomy places the organism in Eukaryota, Metazoa, Rotifera, Eurotatoria, Philodinida, Philodinidae. The record is from the annotation of a GenBank genome assembly.